GAUAAACAAGUACAACAAAGGCUGCUAGAAGAGGAAGAUUUGACUUUGGCGAAGGUAGAAAAAAUAAUCGUGAAUCGUGAAUGCGCAGGUGCGCGAACAAGAAUGAUGAAUAGCAAUAAUCUUACGGUGGUAGCAAAGGUAGAUGAUAAUAGAAGAGAGAUCUAUUCAGCGCGACAUCCCAGAAGUAAGGAACACUGGAAUAAAAGCUAUCAUAGGCGCAAUAGAAGUAGAAGUAGAAGUAGCAGUAGAUCUUCUCCGACGCCUAGGAAGCCAUAUUUUUGCAGUUUUUGCAGUAAAAAAGGGCAUACUAAAAAGUACUGCUAUGAAUUGAAAAAGAAAAAGAAGCUUCAUGUAAAAUUUGUUGAUACUCCACAACCUCCAGCUACGAGUAACACUGACUAUUUCAAACGUCUCAAACAAGAUCUUAACAGAAGUGAUUCCGAGUCAGAAGAGGGUUGCAUGAAAAUCUUCUCAGUUAAGUGGUUAAAUGAGCCAUGUUUUUUGCACCCGAUAGUUGAACGUGCAAGUUUAAAGAUGGAAGUCGAUUGUGGUUCGGGUGUAAGCGUGAUAGAUGAGCAGGAUUACAGAGACAAGUUCGAUUAUUUGUCCUUGGAACCAUACAACAACAGACUAAUAGUAGUAGAUGGCGCCAAUUUGGAAGUGUUGGGAUGUGUGAGAGUUUCUGUAACGGUGAACGGAAUGCGUGAGCGAGGUCUAGAGCUGGUGGUCCUGAAGAAUAUUAAGCGCUCACGUAGGAUUGUCCCGCUUUUUGGAAGGAAAUGGCUAGAUGUGUUUUUCCCGGCAUGGCGUAGAACAUUUUCAAGCGAGUUGGUUGGUCAUGUUUCGGAUAGAACAAUCGAAACCACGGUGGACGAAGUGAAGCAUUUCGCUGGGCGGCCGUCUACUUUCGGCCCAUAGACAACAGUUGCGCCUAGUUGAAGAAACCCUCCAACGAAGUACAAAUGUUUAUUUCGAUCGAAAUUCUACAGUUGACUCAGCAAGCACCACCAACCAGCAACAAAUCGAAACCGAUGAGGAGGAUUUUUACGGUUUUGCAUCAGAUUCCUUCAUUUUCGAUGCGCCCGUCCAGUCCACGCUCUCAAUACCUUCGUCUUCAAGUGAUAUCAGACCAAGUGCAACUGAGUAUCAUAGUCGGCACAAAAAUCAAGAUUUCAAAUCAUCUGUAAGACUUGGAAAGCGAAGAAAACCGCUGACACCAGAUGUUAAGCGUUCGAAGAGAAUUAGAUUAGGGAAUAAGAAAAAUGACUUCAUUUAUUACUAAUUAUUCAGCAACCAAAUCAGUUUAGGAAUAAUGUAUGAAUUCAAUCUGAAUAAUUUAAGGGGGGAGAAUUGUAGGUCGCUAGUCGUAUUCGACCAACCGAUAUAAACCCACAUUUCGAAUGAGUGGGCAUAAUGAACUUUCAAAUGAACAUUACAAUGUAAUCUGUUAUAACCACCUCCUAUAAAAGAGUAGCCAAUAAACAGCUGAUGCGUCGUUUACUCAGAACUAACCGAAGACUUAGUUAUUUGUUUUCCUCCACUGAAGAAAGUUCCUGAUAA
Molecule: messenger RNA, 1560 nt
Organism: Armigeres subalbatus
Lineage: Eukaryota; Metazoa; Arthropoda; Insecta; Diptera; Culicidae
Exons: 2
Coding region: 103-918 (271 amino acids)
Molecular function (GO): zinc ion binding; nucleic acid binding
Source: RefSeq, a predicted model, not a curated record